Messenger RNA from Medicago truncatula (barrel medic), 3867 nucleotides. Its product is annotated as disease resistance protein RPV1. Gene Ontology annotation, molecular function: ADP binding. Gene Ontology annotation, biological process: defense response; signal transduction. Lineage: Eukaryota; Viridiplantae; Streptophyta; Magnoliopsida; Fabales; Fabaceae. The transcript has 7 exons. Bases 128 to 3430 code for a protein of 1100 amino acids. The record is from RefSeq and is a predicted model, not a curated record.
GAAAAUGGUAAGAAAGUUCUAUUUAGUGUUAUAUUACAGAGGCCAACAAUAACAUACACCAACUCAUCCAUAUUCUGUAUUCUUAAACAAUAUCCUCCUAUCUUCCAUUAAUUUCCUUUCAAUUCUCAUGGCUAUGCAAUCUCCUUCCUAUUCCUCUUCCUCUUUAAUUUCCUACGGAUUCACCUACCAGGUCUUCCUCAACUUCAGGGGCAGUGACACUCGUGACGGUUUUACUGGACAUCUCUACAAGGCUCUUACUGACAAGGGAAUUCACACCUUCAUUGAUGAUUGUGAUCUUAAGAGAGGAGAUGAAAUCACACCAUCACUCAUCAAGGCCAUUGAAGAAUCUAGGAUUUUUAUUCCUGUGUUUUCUAUCAACUAUGCCUCUUCUAAAUUUUGUUUGGACGAACUUGUCCACAUCAUUCAUUGCUACAAGACAAAGGGUCGUCUCGUUUUGCCCGUUUUCUAUGGCGUGGAUCCUACUCAGAUACGGCAUCAAAGUGGGAGUUAUGGUGAACAUCUCACUAAGCACGAAGAGAGUUUCCAAAAUAACAAGAAAAACAAGGAACGAUUGCAUCAAUGGAAGUUGGCUCUGACCCAAGCUGCUAACUUGUCCGGAUACCAUUAUAGUCCUGGAUAUGAAUACAAGUUUAUUGGGAAGAUAGUCGAAGACAUCUCCAACAAGAUCAAUCGUGUCAUUUUACAUGUAGCCAAAUACCCUGUUGGAUUAGAGUCCCGAUUAGAACAAGUGAAAUUGCUUCUUGAUAAAGAAUCUGAUGAAGGGGUCCAUAUGGUAGGACUUUAUGGUACUGGAGGUUUGGGUAAAUCAACACUUGCCAAAGCGAUUUAUAAUUUUGUUGCUGAUCAAUUUGAAGGUGUAUGCUUUCUUCAUAAUGUCAGAGAGAAUUCAGCUCAUAAUAACUUGAAACAUCUCCAGAAGGAGCUCCUUUCAAAAACAGUUAAAGUGAACAUUAAGUUUGGACAUAUUUGUGAGGGAAUUCCAAUCAUUAAGGAAAGGCUAUGUAGAAAGAAGAUUCUUUUGAUUCUCGAUGAUGUUAACCAACUGGAUCAGCUAGAGGCUUUGGCUGGAGGACUUGAUUGGUUCGGUCCUGGAAGCAGAGUCAUCAUCACCACCCGAGAUAAACACUUACUAACCUGUCAUGGGAUAGAAAGAACAUAUGCAGUAAGAGGGCUAUAUGGGACAGAAGCUCUUGAAUUGUUGAGGUGGAUGGCGUUUAAGAAUAACAAAGUACCGCCAAGUUAUGAAGACGUUUUAAACCGUGCAGUUUCAUAUGCUUCAGGCCUUCCCUUAGUUUUAGAAAUAGUGGGUUCCAACUUAUAUGGAAAGAGCAUAGAAGAAUGGAAGGGUACAUUAGAUGGAUAUGAAAAGAUUCCCAAUAAAAAGAUCCACGAGAUACUUAAAGUAAGCUAUGAUGCUUUGGAGGAAGAGCAGCAGAGUGUCUUUCUAGACAUUGCUUGUUGCUUCAAAGGAUGUAGAUGGGAGGAGUUUGAAGAUAUACUUCGUUAUCAUUAUGGCCAUUGCAUAACACAUCAUCUUGGAGUGUUGGCUGAAAAAUCUCUCAUUUACCAAAAUCAUGGUUAUCUGAGAUUACAUGACUUGAUAAAGGACAUGGGUAAGGAAGUAGUCCGACAAGAAUCACGUAAAGAGCCUGGAGAACAAAGUAGGUUAUGGUGUCAAGAUGAAAUAGUUCAUGUUUUAAAAGAAAACACUGGAACUAGUAAAAUUGAAAUGAUAUAUAUGAAUUUCCACUCCAUGGAAUCCGUAAUAGACCAGAAAGGAAAGGCCUUCAAGAAGAUGACAAAACUCAAAACACUUAUCAUUGAAAAUGGUCAUUUUUCUAAAGGUCUUAAAUAUCUUCCAAGCAGUUUGAGAGUAUUGAAAUGGAAAGGAUGUUUAUCAGAGUCUCUAUCAUCUAGUAUUUUAAGCAAGAAGUUCCAGAAUAUGAAAGUCUUGACAUUGAACUGUUGUGAAUAUUUAACUCAUAUACCUGAUGUCUCAGAUCUUCAAAAUUUAGAAAAGUUCUCAUUUAUGUUUUGUAAGAAUUUAAUUACAAUUGACGACUCAAUUGGGCACCUAAAUAAACUUGAAAGCUUAGAUGCAGGUUGUUGCAGCAAGCUCAAGCGUUUUCCACCCUUAGGGUUGACAUCUCUUAAGCAAUUGGAACUCAGUGGUUGUGAGAGUCUAAAGAAUUUUCCAGAAUUAUUAUGCAAAAUGAGAAAUAUAAAACAUAUUUUUUUGUCUAGAACUUCAAUAGGAGAAUUGCCAUCUUCAUUUCAUAAUCUCAGUGAACUUCGUAGUUUACACAUAUUUGGAAUGUUUAGGUUCCCAAAACCUAAUGAUAAAAUUUAUUCUGUAGUGUUUUCAAAUGUGGAUCAUCUUGUUCUCGAAAAUUGCAACCUCUUUGAUGAAAGUCUCCUAAUAAUUCUCAAAUGGUGUGUUAAUCUGAAAAAUCUAGUCUUAGCAAAGAACAAUUUCAAAAUUCUUCCCGAGUUCCUUAGUGAAUGUCACCAUCUUGUUGAAAUUAUCGUGGACGGCUGUACCUCUCUUGAGGAAAUUAGGGGGAUUCCACCAAAUCUUAAAUGGCUUUCUGCAUUGAGAUGUGAAUCAUUGAGUUCCUCAAGUAGAAGAAUGUUAUUGAGUCAGAAACUACACAAGGCUGGAUGCAUUGAGGAGAUUCUUAUGCCAAACGGAAUAGAGGGGAUUCCAGAUUGGUUCGAACACCAAAUCGUUAGGGGAGACACAAUUUCUUUUUGGUUUCGUAAAAAUAUCCCUUCUAUAACAUGUAUCAUUGUUAUUCCGGAAUCUGUGGAAAUUGAAAAAUUCAAUGUGUUUCUCAAUGACAAGGAAAUUACUACUAUGGAGUGUUUAUUAUAUCCUAAAGAUAUCUCGCCGGGACAUUCAAUUUUGUUUGAUAUGAAAUUGGAUGAGAAUAUUUACGAGAGUUUUGCAAAUAAGUCUGAACUGUACGGAGCAUUUAAAAAUAAUGAAUGGAACCAUGUGGAGCUUAUUUGGAAGUUAUAUUAUUGGAGUGACAUGGAGGAGGAUGAUUGGAGUGACACGGAGGAGGGUGAGAAAGAGAUGAUCAUAUUAAGCAGUGGUGUACAGAUGGGAAUCCACGUGUCGUGGAAUGGGUAUGAUUGGAGUGACACGGAGGUGGAGAAAAGCAACAAGGAGGGGGAAGUGAGAUUCACUAAUCCUUAUAGUAGAAAGAGAAAACUUGAUGAAUAUCUUUUCAUUUACAGCAAUACUUUAUUAUCACAAUUUGUGCCUCCUCUAAAAAAGCAAAGAUUGGUGGAAGUGGGAGUUUCAAAGACAGAAAUUUUGCAGCAGCAUAAUCUAGUAGCUUUAGUGUCAGACAUGCGGGAUUUGGUCCUCACUGAAACAAAACAAAAGGAACAUCAUGGCUAGUUUCCUUGGUCAAGCAGCAACCAUCUCUCAGGGCAUCCAGCUGCAUCCCUUCAGUCCAGAAACGUGUAGUGAGCUUGGCAAAUUUCAUAAAUUGGGACGCAUCCUAAAUGAAUGUUGUUACAAGAAACCAUCUGUAGUCACCUGUCUAUGUGCAUUGUCAUGCGAUAUGUCUAGAGAUUUCUCGCACCACAGAAUCUGUUGGUUGUUCGAAAGGGCAGUGAGUAAUGCUAUGCUUUGAGCUUAGUUAUACUGGUUGCAGAUUUUUGAGAAUUUCAAUUUCAGUACACAAAUUGGAAUCCUUAUAGAAAGAGUAAAUAAGAACUCUGACAACAGCAAAUGUAUGUAUGUAUGAUGUGAACUUCCAUUUCUCAAAUAAAGUGUUUGAUUAUUAAUUACAACUAGACUUUGAAUAUUCUCCUAAAUUUGUUUUUUGUAAA